Cordyceps fumosorosea ARSEF 2679 is the source of this 1230-nucleotide messenger RNA. RefSeq lists its product as hypothetical. The coding region runs from base 1 to 1230 and encodes 409 amino acids. Lineage: Eukaryota; Fungi; Ascomycota; Sordariomycetes; Hypocreales; Cordycipitaceae. The record is from RefSeq and is a predicted model, not a curated record. The transcript is spliced from 3 exons.
AUGGCUUCCGCCGUCUUCGACAUCAAGGAGCACGUCAUCCCCGGCGAGCACACGCGCGAGUACGCGCGGGCCAAGGCCAACUCCCAGGAAGACACGCUCGUCCUGCACGUCAAGCAGUACACGCCCAAGGGCAAUGGCGCGCCGCAAAAGGGCGACCUGAGCAUCAUCGGCGCCCACGCCAAUGGCUUCCCCAAGGAACUAUAUGAGCCUCUCUGGGAGGAGCUCGUCAAAGAGCUCUCCAGCAAGGGCGUCCGCGUCGGCUCCAUCUGGAUCGCAGAUUGCGCCUGGCAAGGCCAGAGCGGCAUCCUGAACAAGGCCAAGCUCGGCGACGACCCCGGCUGGUUCGACUACUCCCGCGACAUGCUGCAGCUCAUCAACCACUUCCGCCCACCGCGGCCCCUCCUCGGCGUCGGCCACUCCUUCGGCGCCUGCGCCCUCGUCAAGCUGUCCCUCUUCCACCCGCGUCUCUUCUCCGGGCUCGUCCUCGUCGACCCUGUCAUCGCCACGCACCACCCCUCCUUCCUCGCCGCCUACCUGCAGCCGCCCACCAUGAGCGCCCGCCGCCGCGACCUCUGGCCCUCCCGCGCCGCCGCCGCCGCCGCCCUCCGCCGGAGCCCCUUCUACCAGACCUGGGACCCGCGCGUCUUUGACCGCUGGAUCGCCCACGGCCUCACCCCGACCACUGAGGGAGAAGGGGAGGUCACGCUGACCACCACCAAGCACCAGGAAGUCUUUACCUUUUCCCGCCCCAGCUUCCACGCCGUCACCGCCGACGGCAGCGGCGUCGAGGUGGACCUUGUGCCGGACAUGGACACCUCGCGCGGCGUCAUGACGCCGGUGUACCGCCCGGAGCCCGGCGCCGUGUUCGACCAGCUGCCGCACCUGCGCCCGCCCGCGCUCUGGGUGUUUGGCGGCGCCAGCUACAUGUCCACCGAGUCGAUGCGGGAGGAAAAGGUGAGCGCGACGGGGGUGGGGCUGGGGGGCAGCGGCGGCGUCAAGGCAGGGCGCGUCAAGGAGGUGGUCGGCGAGGAGUGGGGGCACCUGAUCCCGCUGGAGGCGCCGGCGUUCGUGGGCCGCGCGGCGGCGGCGGCGGCGGCGGAGGCGGUGGGAAGGUGGCGGGAGGAGGAGCGCGCGUACGAGGCGUGGGCGGCCAGGCCGCUCGAGGACAAGGCGCGCAUAAGCAAGGGGAUGCUGGAUGCCAUGGCCGAGGCCCUGAAACCAAAGCUCUGA